AUGUCCUCCCUUUUCGCUCCUUCUUCGCCUCUGCACGAGCAGUUCCUCUCAAAGCUACGCAACCUUUCACCCACGGACAAGAUGCAGGCCUUGACUUACGACGGUGUCGGGAAGUGGAAAGUCGUUGAGAAGGAGAUUCCGAAGAUCCAGGAGGGGACCGAUGCCAUUGUCAAGCUUGUCCGGACCACGAUAUGUGGAACUGAUUUGCAUAUUCUCAAAGGUAGCUUUCGAUUCCGGUGUCAGAAAGAGACCGAAAUGCUCAUUGCGGAUCAUGGUAGGCGAUGUCCCUACGGUCGAGAAAGGCAGAACACUGGGCCAUGAAGGCAUCGGCGUCAUCACUGAGACGGGCGCGGAAUUGAAGAAUUUCAAAAAGGGUGACCGGGUCGUCAUUCGGUGCAUCACCUGCUGUGGGACUUGCAAUUUCUGCAAGAAAAGGUAGAUCGAUAUCUCUUUCCCCCUCCUAGACCAGCACUUCGUUACGAAACGCGAAUGGCUAAAAUGCCUCGAUCUCCACCAGCAUGGCCGACAGCUGUCGCAAGGCAGGUUGGAUCCUAGGCCACACGCACGACGGAACGCAAGCAGAGUACGUGCGGAUUCGAUAUGCGGAUUCCUCCCUCUUUGCCGUGCCCGAGGGCGUAGACGAGCGGAGUCUCCUGGUUUUCAGCGACAUCCUCCCCACUGGGCUCGAAGUCGGAACCCUGAGGGGAAAAGUCACCCCGGGAUGCACCGUGGCUAUCGUAGGGGCUGGUACGUUCUCCCCCCAACUUCUCCCCUCCCUAAGGUACCUACCCGACGCAUUCGAUUGAGAUUGAAAUCUUUAAAAAGGACCCGUCGGUCUCGCGGCUGGCAUCACAGCGCAACUCUACGCUCCCCGCAAACUGGUCUUCUUCGACAUGGAUGACUAUCGCCUCGAAGUUGCCCGGAAGAUUGGUGCGACACAUACCUAUAACGUUAGGGAUGUCUCCGAUAUCCGCUCCCUCGCCUCCGAACACGUAUGGAACGAAGGUGUCGGUUUAGACGUGGUUUUUGUUUGCAUAAAUCCCCCCCCCCCCCCCCCCCCCUACAUAUCGAACUCUCCCCCCCUUUUUUCCCUUCCUCCCUCUUCGCGCAAUUCUCCCCACUCCACUUCUACUACCGCACCUACUAACACUCCUCCCCCUUCCCCCAUCAACAGGAAGCAGUCGGCCUCCCCACCACCUUCCAAAUGUGCCAAGACCUCGUCGGCCUCGGCGGCCACAUCGCCAACAUGGGCGUGCACGGCCAACCCGUCGACCUGCAGAUCCACCGACUCUGGUCCCGCAGCAUCUCCAUCUCCAUGGCGCUCGUCAGCGCGCAUACGAUCCCCACGCUGUUGGAUCUGGCCGUCGCGGGUAAGGUUGAUGGGGGGUUGAUGGUUACGCAUG
This is a messenger RNA of Lecanosticta acicola, 1403 nucleotides long. NCBI's taxonomy places the organism in Eukaryota, Fungi, Ascomycota, Dothideomycetes, Mycosphaerellales, Mycosphaerellaceae. The record is from the annotation of a GenBank genome assembly.